Drosophila montana is the source of this 8048-nucleotide messenger RNA. RefSeq names its product Senataxin (gene Setx). Gene Ontology annotation, molecular function: RNA helicase activity; protein binding. The transcript is spliced from 7 exons. Lineage: Eukaryota; Metazoa; Arthropoda; Insecta; Diptera; Drosophilidae. Gene Ontology annotation, biological process: nuclear-transcribed mRNA catabolic process, nonsense-mediated decay. Gene Ontology annotation, cellular component: cytoplasm. The record is from RefSeq and is a predicted model, not a curated record. Bases 94 to 5703 code for a protein of 1869 amino acids.
UUGUUGAGCGCAGCGUUUUGGCAUUACAGUUCGGACCAGAAUUUGUGUGGUGAAAUAUAAUUGUUCGCAUUUGCAGCUCAGUGCACUUCCGCAAUGGAUGCACGAGGGAGCUAUUGGUACCUGGAGCAUGUAAGCACCGGUAAAAAGCUGAUUCUGCAGUCUGGCGACAACUCGGUGGGCAGGCACUCCUGCUGCAAGAUUGUUUUAAAGGAAUAUGACUUUCUGUCUAGACAACAUGCGAAGUUUAUCGUAAACAGUGAAAAUAUCGUUAUCCUGGAGCAGUUGAACGCAUUGAAUGGCGUGUUUAUAAAUGAGUCCAAGCUCGAAGUAAAUACGCAGCAACUUAAUUGCGGCGAUAGAAUCGGUCUUGGCGUCCAAAUUGAAACACCGCACGAUGUUGUGCCGCCAAAUUAUGCUAUAUUUCAAUUGAAAAAGACGUGUCCAAAUGAAGAGGACAUUGUCGUCAUAUCGGAUGAUGAAGAUAAUGACCAAACCCCGACAAGACCAACAGAAAUGGCCAAGGAGGGCAAUAAAGAGGACCCCGAACUGAAAAAUGGAGAGGUCAGCAACAAAGAUAAUGCAGCUGAUAAGAGCCCAAUAAAGCCGACUUCACAUCGUUCAAUACAUUUGCCAAAGCUGCCAGAGAUGAAGCAGGAGCUCCUGUCUCAGGCAACCAAAGAGAUUGAGAACAUUUUCGGCGAGCCUGAUGAGGAUUUGCUUGAAUCGGUUUUUCAAAUAAAUCCGUAUGUAUACAAGCAGCUGAACAACAACAACAUUGCUACAACUGGCGAAAAAAUACGCGACGGCGACGUAAUUGAGCUGCCGGAGGAGGUUAACCAGACGGGCGAAGAUUUGCCCGAAAAGGAGGCUGAAAACCCAGUAAUGUCACCGCCACCGCCACCGCCACCUCCUUUAUCACCAGGAGAAGAUCAAAUAGUUAUAGGUGACUACCAGGAUGACUAUGAUGAAAACUUUGCAAUGUCGCAAGCUGUGCUGCGCGAAAUGAAAGAGGAAAUGGCCGGCGGGUCGGCGGAUCUAAGUGAUGCGGAUCCUGACGACCUGCACGACGAAGAAUUUCUGCCUCCAGCUUCAUGGAUUAAAAGUGAAAUAGCCACUCAAAUUGAUGACGAUGAAAUUAUACUCAUUGAGGACGAAGACGACGAGCUCUACAGCAAAGUAGCCGAUUGGUCAUCAAAGCUGCUUACUCAGAAUCUUAUGUCCCAGGUUUAUCCACUGGAUGAUGGGAAAAAUGUUGAAGGACAGGCCAAUGAUCCUAUUCCAGAUGAUGACGACGAUUCUCAGCUUUCGGAAAAUAUUUUUAUGAGCCGUAAAUCCAAAGCGCUGCGCAUUGACAGCAGCAGUAGCGAAGAUGAAUUGUCGGCCCUUUUAUCUGUUAACAGCAGCACACCGCAAAAACCCAAGAUGCGCAGAUGCAGCGUGCGUCUGAAAUCGAUCGACAUGUCGCAACGGCAUCAAAAUAGCACGGACAACUUGGCAAACAGUCCUCUUGCUGUCGUUGAAGACAAUCGGCAGGAAUUGGAGGUAGUUUUAGUGCCCAGUGUUCAGCAUGCCGCAGCCAGCGCGAAAGCAGCAAAGAAAACGUCCACACCGCGCAAGCGUAACAAAACUGUUUCGGAACGCUCUCAGCUUAAAGAGCUGCCAACAAAGCCAGAAGCAACUGAGCCACUGCCAGAGGCCAAAGAGCCCACCAAGAAACGUAGUUCGCGGCUGCGAAACAGGUCCAAGUCUUGUUAUUUAGAAAGCCCCUUGUCCUCGCCAACGAGGCCACAGAAGACGGGAACAGUCGAGAAAAAGCAAGCCAAGGACCUGCCAUCUAAGAUAACUAAACCAGAGACCAAAACACCCGCGGAAACAAGCAAUUCGCGCAUACGAACCAGAUCCAAAUCUUAUUAUAUGGAAAGUCCUUUGUCUUCGCCAACGAGACCACAAAAAAACUCAACGGUAGCCGAUAAACAGGUCGAAGACCUGCCAGCUGAGAUACCUGAACCAGAGACUGAAACACCUACCAAAAAACGCAGCUCGCGCAUGCGAAAUAGAUCCAAAUCUUGUUAUAUGGAAAGUCCUUUGCCUUCGCCUACGCGACCAAAACAUUCCGAAACGGUUGGCGACAAUCAACUCGAAGACUUGCCAGCUGAGAUACCUGAGCAAGAGACUGAAACACCCGCUAAAAAUAGCAGCUCGAGCAUGCGGAACAGAUCUAAAUCUUGUUAUAUGGAAAGUCCUUUGGGUUCGCCAACGCGACCAAAACGCGACAAGCAACUCGAAGUGCCAGCUGAGAUGCCUGCACCAGAACUUAAAACACCCACAAAUAGGGUCAGUCCUCGCUUGCAAAACAGAUCAAAGUCUUGUUAUAUGGAAUCUCCAAUGCCGUCCCCACCGCAGAUACCCAACAUUACAAAUACAGAAAAAGAGAGGGAGCUGCCGGCAAAAUCUGCUCCAGGGCCCGAAACACCCAUAAAGAAAUGCAGCCCCCGUUUGCUAAGCAGGUCCAAAUCUUGUUAUGUUGAAGGCCCCAUGUCCUCGCCAAAGACACAAAAUGCAGACAAAAAGAAAGAAGUGCCAACAAAACCAGACGAAAUAAUACCUGCUCCAGUCCAGGUAACACCCAUCAAGAAAGCACUCAGCGCACGCUUAUUGAACAGGUCCAAGUCUUGCUACAUGGAACGUCCCGUGCCCUCGCCUGCAAACUCAGAGGACGCGACAAGCAUUACUAAAUCGGUAUCUACAGAGAAUAGUCGGGGGCCAGAAGUGAUUGCAGCACCACAUUUGCCCAAAAACCGUGGCAAAUUGCGUGGCGUUUCAGCUGCAAGCAAGGAAAAUGAGCGCCGAAAUCAAAUUCUGGAGAGACAACGUUCAGUGGAAUACCAAGCGGAGAUGAAAGCGAAAUGGUAUCAAAAACCAAAGGAUAAGAAGCGCGAGUGUGAACAAAUAAAAGAGAAGCGUCGCGAGCAGCUGAAAAAAAUUGCCGACAAGCCAAAGCAGGACGCAGCGUCUGACCGCGCCGAUGAACGCAAACGUAAACCAACGAGCGUGCCCACGCUGGGUAAUUCGAACCGUGGAGAAUUUCUCACCAAAGGCGUGCAGCCACCAACAGCAAAGAAGCCCAAGCUGGAUAAGGCGCAGGCAAAGCCUGAGAAGCCAACGCACAAGCGUCGUGCCACAAUAGAGUCCUUCUCCCAGCAGCUGAAUGCCGCCGAUUUAGUUAAGAGUCCGCCCACCCACUAUAGUCGUCCGCCCGAGCGCAAGGAGGCGGAACGGGCGCGUAAUAAAAGAACCUGCAAUCGUGUUACUUUCGCUGACAUGGACCGCGAGUUUGAUUUGCGCCAGGAGCGCGAAAAGCGAGCUAAAAGCAAUCGACAUGUCCGAUUCAACGACAAUAUACAAAUCAAAAUAAUUGAACGGGUUGAAGGUGCUUAUAGAAAAGUAGCUGGUGUUAAGGAUACCAAGAAGGUUACACUUAGCACAUACGCGGAGCGUCGCGCAUGGUCACAAGCACAGGGUAGAUUGGAAAACUUUACCGAUUUGAUUAUGGGCAACAUUAUUAACUGGGGCAAUCAGUGGUUAGCAUUGCGCAGCGCCGACGCGGUGGCCGAGUCUGAGGUCCUAAUACCCAUUCCAAAUGAGUUCAAGAGCUACAAACAGUACAGAGACAUUAUUAUACCCCUGAUGAAAUUGGAGCUGAUCUCUACCAUAGAGCGUGACUACAAGAUUUCCAAAAGCACAUUUGAAGUCAAUCUGUAUAACAUUUCGAAUGCAAACUCUCGAAAUCGACCUCGCUUCGUGCUGAACACCAGAUACAAUCAGAAGCUCGGCAAGAGAUUUGACCUGUACACCAUAAGCUGUGACAAAAAGCUGAAGGAGACGUUUGCAUCGAUUGCACGCAUUCAGCGCAUAGCCGGCAACAAUUGUGAGAUAUGCUUUGAGAUAUUGCAAGAGAACAUCAGCUUGGAUGUGCUUAACUCAUGCCAGACGUUAACUGUACGCCCUGUGGUGGACAAUAUACGUGUUGAAAUGGGCGCUUUCAAUGCCAUUUAUUUGCUGGGUCGCUCGCCGUUGUUCCAGCGCAUACUGCAGCCCAGCGAGAACGUCUUGUCCUAUGACAACAGACUAUUGCAGCCAGCGGCAUAUAAAGGUUUCAAGAGACUAAAUAACCAUCAAAUGGACAUUUGUCAGCGCACCUGGAGUCGUUUGAUCGACGAUUCGACGCCUAGCAUAACGCUAAUACAGGGUCCACCCGGCACAGGCAAAUCCGUGGUCAUUUCGAAUCUCACGCUACAGUGCAUGUAUGGCAGCAGUAACCAUACGCUUGACCGCAAGAUUCUAAUAUGUGCACAUAGCAACGCUGCUGUGGAUAAUAUUACGCUGUAUUUGAAGCGUGCCCGCCAGGCCAUGAGUCACUCACAAUUUGAGCUCGUGCGGUUUGGUUUCUUUGAGAAAAUGGACCCAAAUGUGCGAGACGUUUCGCUGGAUGCCUAUCUCGGCAAGAAGCUAGCCGAGAAACGCAAGCGUCUGUCGGCCGAGCAUAUUGAGGCUCUUACUAUGCAGCAACAGCAGUUGGAAACGGAAAUUGCUGAACUUAAAAAGCUUCCUGCUCAGAUUAAUUACAUGCAGCAACAGCUAAAUUCCAAAGAGAGACAAUUGCGCCUGAUAAUAGAGCAAUUGAAGCCGCCUCUGACGCCCCGCGAAGAACACGAGUUUUCCAUGGCGUGCUUACAACGCGCCAAUAUUGUUUGCACUACGCUCUCCAGCUGCGUUAAGCUGGCCGCCUUUAUUGAUUACUUUGAUGCAUGCAUCAUUGACGAGGCAACACAGUGCACCGAGCCCUGGACCCUGCUGCCGCUGCGCUUUGGUGUACGUGGUCUUGUGCUGGUGGGUGAUACCCAGCAGUUGCCUGCAACUGUGCUGUCCCAGAAGGCAAUUGACUUUGGCCUUGGUAAUUCCAUGUUUGAUCGCAUUCAGCGCAACUUGAAACAACAGCUGGAAAAACCUCGAGGCAAUCAUUUUGUGCACACCAAAGUGUUUAAGCUAAGCAUGCAGUACCGCAUGCAUCCAGAGAUUUGCCGAUGGCCCAAUAGUUACUUUUACGAUAAUCAGCUGGUCAAUGCCACCUGCACCGAGCGACUGAUCUCACCCUUUAUUCCCUACUGCGUCAUCAAUUUGAGUUAUACCCGGGACACUAACGAUACGAGCAGUCGAAGCAUUAGCAACGAUGAGGAGGCACGUUUUGUGGCAAAGCUGCUUAUUGAGAUGGACAAGUUGAUGCCCGCCAAACGCUUUAGUUAUGGACUAAUUACUCCUUACAGCAAUCAUUGCUAUACGCUUAGUCAGGUGAUACCCGGCCACAUGAAGAUUACACCGCAGACCGUUGACGCGUAUCAGGGCCAAGAACGGGAUAUCGUCAUCCUAUCGAAUGCACGCACGCGCGGCGUCGGCUUCCUUACCAACUACCAGAGACUUAAUGUGGCCAUCACUAGACCGCAACGCUGCCUAGUAAUCUGUGGUAAUUUUGAUGAUCUGCAGUCUGUAAAGAUAUGGCGUCAUUUGCUGGACGAUGCGCGCAAACGUGGAGUAUACUUUGACCUGGAGCGCAGCGAUGUUGAGGAUUUGCCUCGAUCACUAAUAGGCAAAAUGCUAGUAAAGCCAAUCGAAAUUGUUGAUGACACUGCGCCGCCGUCCAACUGAUAGCAAUUCAAAUUUGCUAUUGCCAUAAGUACACCACCAAAGUGCCAAAGCAUAUUUCUGCAAUUCGAAAUAUAUGUAGACAUUAGCUUAUAAAUAAGUUGCCCUUUUUCUACCAUCUUCUUCACCCUGAAACAGGAUUUGUUAUUCGUUACACAAAUAGUUUAUUUAUAGUUUGUUUUUAUUAAUAUUAAUUUGUUUUUGUAACAUCAAUAGAGACUUGGCUUAUAUCUAAAACAGUUGCCCAACUCUAAUUUGAAUUGAAUGAGUCAACGGAAUUUCUCGUUUAAAUGAUAUUUAUUUCCGAAAGGAACUAAAUAUAUAUUUUUAUAUAAAUAAAUAUGUCCAUGCACAUAUAUAUAUAUAUAUAAAUAUAUACAUAUACAUAUAUGCACAACAAAAAUUUGCAAUGCAUAUCAAUUUGAAUAUAUGAAGUUUUUGUUCUGAUCACUGGAAAAUAAAACAAUAUUUGACUAACAUUAUUGCACUAGAAAGAAUAAGCAUAACAUAAAUUGAAAGUCUUUAGAUACUUGAUCGUACGUAUAUUGUUUAGUUAACAACUCAAAUGCUCAUCCAAAAAUUAUGUUUUAAGUUAAAAUAUUUACUAAAGAACAUUUCACAAUCUAAACUAAGCGCGUCUCUCUGGCAUGACUAAUCUCGGCUCGGAGGCGUAGAUCUUUUUCAAUUAAUAGUAAGUAAAGUAGCACACAUACAUGUAUGUAUAUACACUAGAUAUAGGUGUAUAUAUACACACAUAUAUAUAUAUAUAUAUAUAUUGUAAAUUCACACACAGACAUACAAACAUUAAAUUCAUCAUCGUUAUAAUUGUUGCUUUGCCUUUCGACGGCUUCCACAAGCAUUUUUUUCCACUGUUUAAUUCGAUUUGGUAAAAGGUCAAUCUCAUAACGCGAUCGUAGGGCUCGUUAAAAUUAAUGGAAUCGCUUAACAAAUCACCGGUAAACGGAUUGUAAUUGCACUAUAUAAUGCCAUUAUCAUAAUAGUAAUCGUAAAAGAAAUAACUUAAAAUUGUAAUAACAACAAAAAUCUAAACUAUAACUAAAAACAUAACAAAAAUUAUGUUAAAAAAAAUUUAAACUAUUCAUAGUGUUCGAUUCAAUUGAAUCAUUUUUGGGGGCCCUUACAACAUCUGUAUGGCGCUUGCCAUAUUUUCAUAUACGGAUAUAAAUAUGUAUGUAUAUAUAUAGAUAUAUAUAAAUAUAUAUAAAUUUCUUUUUAUAAUGAAUAUAUAUAUAUGUAUAUAUAUGUAGAGACGUACGACUAAAGCAAACAGUUGUUGUUGUCUAAUAUUUUAAUUAAGCAUGUCGCCAAGUGAGUCCUUUAGCGAUUGAUAAAUUUGGUAUUGUUGAUCCGGUUUUAAAUUAUAAAUCUGUAAAAGAUGGGUUUUUUAAGUUAUGGAAAUAUAUGUAUCUUAAAAAGUGCAACGAACCUGCGUCAAGAGCUUUGACGGCGAUGGAGUUCUAAUGAAACUUGAGAUGUAAACGUUGACAAAGGUGGCCAUCAAAAACUGACAGUCAAAGCGGUCCAUAAUGCCGCCAUGGCCAGGAAUCAUGUCACCAAAGUCCUAAACACACAAACAUAUUAAAAAAAAAAAACAAAUGCGCUGAAAGUAUGUCGACUCACCUUAAUUUUAAAUGCGCGUUUGAAGCCAGAGGCAAAGAAACCGCCAAAGGGUCCAAUUAUAGAGCUGAACAUGCUCAGCGAGAUUGAGUGCCAUAUGAAUGGAUAAAUAUUCAUUGUCUUGCCAAUACCAAACUGAAAUUGCAAUUGAUUAGUAUACAAAUCAAUACUCUUUAAGGAAGCCAUAUUAAAGGCGUGUGUGGAUGUGUUAGGGUGUCUUACCAAUUUCAGGCUGUACUCCUGUGGCGUGAACAGAUAGCUGGGCACACAGGACAUUGUCAUUCGACCCAGUUCCUCGGAAUAUUGGAUGGGGCAGAUGAAGUAUUGGUAAUUGCACAAAAUGUAUGAGAAUAAUAUGCCAAAGAGAACGGUGGCAAACCCACCACCGAUAAAGCCCUCCCAGGUCUUCUUGGGGCUGAGCUUGAUGAGAGGCGUGCGUCCAAAGAAGAAACCAAAAACAUAUGCCAUGACAUCAUUGCAAACAAUCAUCGAAACGGGCACUAUAAACCAAAUAAGCCCCUCGAAUAUAUUCUGUAUAAUUAGAUAGCUCUGUGUGACGACAAUUAGCAGCGAGACGUGCGUCCAGGCAAAUAGGCUGAACUGCUUGAUAUAAUAUUUCUUCACCAGCGAGAGCACGAACCAAACAAAGCCAACUAUAUACAGUGCGAACGAUAGAAAACGAUGAUAGGUGACUAAGAACUUAAGGUAUU